UACCAAACAUCUGGACAACAAAAGGGCUAAGGGGAGCUUAAAGUGAGGCAGCUGUGAGGCAGAGCAGCAGACGGACUGAAGUCUUCAACAUGAAUCCUGCUCUGCUGGCGUCUGCGCUGUCUUUGUUGGCCACAGUGGCAGCUCAGUCACACGACCAUUAUGACAUGGGCUGGGUGAAUGGCUACCGCCAGGGCUUCAACUUCCAGUGUCCCCAUGGAGAAGCCCUCGUAGCCAUCAGGAGCUACUUCAGUGAGAAGGAAGGCUCGGACCGCUUGUGGUCUUUUGAGUGCCAGCCUACACCUGAGAGUCUGGGCGAGCCAAGUGACUGCUGGUGGGACGACAUAAACCGUGGCGGUUUGGAGUGGACAUCGACGUGCAGCCGAAAUGGCCUGGUGGCGGGCGUUCAAAGCAAGUACUUUGAAUCCGUCCUUGACCGCGAAUGGCAGUUCUACUGCUGCUACUACAAGCGCCGCUGCCCGUACAACUGCAUGAAGACCGCUGACGUUCCUGAAUAUUACAGAGAAGAGGCAGAGAUGGUUAUCCCAGCGUACGGCUACUUCAUCCGAGGGGCCCAGACUACAUUCAGUGGGGUUCUCAGAGAUCGGCAGUGGAAGUACAUUUUGUGCAGGAUGACAGACUUUGACUGUGAAUUUGAGAAUUUAUAGACCUGUAAGCAGGAUCUUACACACAGACAUGUAAAAUAUAUAACCAUUGCUUAGUCACACCAUAUUGAUGAUAAAGCAUAAAAGUAUUAACGUUUUUGUUUAUGACUUUUCACUUUAUAAGUAGAGCAACUUAAUGAAUGUUCUCUAAUUGUAAUCACUUUUUAUUAGUCUAGCAUGAAUAACUGAUACGAAAUGCAAAAUUGUACACGUUGAAAUAAAUAUCUACACCUGGGGUCAAGUGAAUAUUUGAGCUUCACAGCUUUUCACCUGAGGAGGACCGACAAAUCCAUUAACAGCAUGUUUUACAAGCGUUUCCCAGAGCAGAGGCAAGCAUUUCGUAUUAUGUUUAUUGCCUUUGAAAAGAAUGUCAUCUGGCUCUGUUUUAAGAUCUCACAGCUAGUGAACCAAAGGCGCUCAGUGAGUUGCGUGACUUAGGAUAUUCUCUCGAUAGCAAAAUUGGAACAAUAGUUUAGAUUGACGAGGAGGAAUGAUUAUUGUACAUUAAGUGUGUUGCAUGCAGCCAACUGUGUUCCGCUUACUUUUAAUGGAUCAAUUCUUUCUUUUAUAGCAUGUUAUGUUUGGCAUAUUUGUCUGUUUAAAAACUGUAAUAAAGAUAUUUAUUGUUAAAAA
This is a messenger RNA of Fundulus heteroclitus (mummichog), 1295 nucleotides long. It is a transcript of the gene dpt, whose product is annotated as dermatopontin. The transcript has 4 exons. Gene Ontology annotation, cellular component: extracellular matrix. The coding region runs from base 90 to 665 and encodes 191 amino acids. Gene Ontology annotation, biological process: collagen fibril organization. Gene Ontology annotation, molecular function: extracellular matrix structural constituent. Lineage: Eukaryota; Metazoa; Chordata; Actinopteri; Cyprinodontiformes; Fundulidae. The record is from RefSeq and is a predicted model, not a curated record.